Molecule: messenger RNA, 2884 nt
Organism: Thrips palmi
Lineage: Eukaryota; Metazoa; Arthropoda; Insecta; Thysanoptera; Thripidae
Gene: slmo
Product: protein slowmo
Exons: 5
Coding region: 130-807 (225 amino acids)
Biological process (GO): phospholipid transport
Cellular component (GO): mitochondrial intermembrane space
Molecular function (GO): phosphatidic acid transfer activity
Source: RefSeq, a predicted model, not a curated record
GAAUCGAGAACGACCUUGGAUCUUUGGUCCUUCUGCGAGUCCCACCCCGUGUGGUGACGAAAUUUAGUUUAUAGGUGUAGGAAUUACUUCAAAUUUCUGAUAUAUCUUGACGCCUUUCAAUUUGUAACCAUGAAGAUCUGGAAGAGUGAACACAUUUACGAUCACCCGUGGGAGACAGUUGCCAAAGCCGCAUGGAGAAAAUAUCCGAAUCCUAUAAACCCUGCAGUUUUAGGCACUGAUGUCAUCGAUCGAAAAGUUGUUAAAGGUGUAUUACAUUCACAUAGACUAGUAGCUUCUAAAUGGCCAUUUCCUAAAUGGGCAGCGUCGUUUGUAGGAUCAACCAACAUCUGUUACGCCAGUGAGUAUUCAUUAGUUGAUCCCAAACAAAGACAAAUGACACUGAGGACAAGAAAUCUUACAUUUGGAAGUGUGAUGGCAGUUGAUGAAACAGUGACAUACAUGCCACACCCAGAAGACAGUAAUAAAACAUUACAAAGACAAGAAGCUAUCGUGACUGUACAUGGAAUGCCAUUGGAGAGUUACAUGGAAAACCUCAUGACCAACAAGAUAUCUGUCAAUGCUGGCAAGGGAAGGCAGGCCAUUGAAUGGGUUAUAGGUAAACUACACGCUGAAAUGAAGGAAAUUGCAUCUAAUGCUAUCUACAACACAGAUGACUUAAUUAGCUUCACUAAAAAAUCACUCCAGCAAGUUACUUAUUCUGUAGAUGAUAUUUCAUUGGUUACAAAAAAGUCUAUUGAAGAUCUGCAGCAUCUUCAAUCAACUCCACAGUCUGUGCCAACACCAUAGCAAUCAUUUUGGCUUAGGUUAAUGUCCUUCAUCUUUACUUGCAAAAGGCUUGACUGGUGCGAUGAUUUGUUGGAUCCUAACGACCUAAUGGCUCAGCCUGUGCAAGACUAGACACAUCUCUGGUAUACCAUUUUGUUUCCUUGUUAAAAAUUCGCAAUUCUUCUAAAAAAAAAUUCUAACACUAGUCUCCUACCGACAUGGUUUUGCCAAAAUUGGUUUCAACUUAAUCCAUUGGAAAUUCUUUAUAAAAUGUAAAAUUUUAAUGGGGACUUAAAACUUUCAUAAUGAAGUAAGAUAAUCUUCUGAGUAAUGCACAAACCUAUUUGAAGGAAAUAGAAGUUGAAUAGUUAAGGGAGGUGUCUAUGUUCAUGUCUAGAGAAUUCUAAUUUACUUGAAUCUACCCUGUUUGACAAAUCCAGGAGGUAAUUUAUAUUUAUAGUGUACCUUGUGAUCUCAACCCCUUCGUUAAAGCCUCAUCCAAGUACAUUCAAAUUUACAUUACCUAAGUCGAAAUGUUAAAUGUUGUGUUCAACCAGUGGGUCAAGUGCAUUCUAAGAUUCAUUGACACUAUUGGUGUGAUUUGCCAAGUGUACAUAGUAGUAGAACAAUUGAUACAAUGGGAGGAAAAAUUAUUACUUUGUGUUAUUUUUACUUCUUUUUUCAGUGUGGUCUUUUUAUGUUUUUGAAGUUCUGAGAUCAAACUGAUUUUCAGAGCAAAAUUUUCAGUGCAUAAACCUUAUGCUCUGCAGAAACAUUGCCUUUUAGUUUAACAUAACAUAUCCAUAAUAUCUUAUGUGAGCUUUCCUUAACAACUCUUGACAUCUGUUGUGGAAUCUGUCAUGCUGUUUCCUCUAUCUGUACAUACUGAUGAAAGCUUUUAUAGAUUAGGCUGAAAAGAUCAAGCGCUUUGAGGCAAAUUAAUCAGUAAUUUUUUAGUUUACAUUGGCAGUGUUGUUGCCAGUAAACAAUGUCUUGCCAGAAUUUGUUACUGCCUCAAUAGCAGGUGGUUAAACCUGAAAUUGUUUGGAAACCCAUUGUAAAUUUUGACACUGCUGCCUAUUAUAUGCACACACUUUGGAAAAAGCAACCAUAAUUUCAAAAAAAAAUCUCAAGAAAAAAGAGAGUUGCUAUCUUUCCUAAACUUUUCAGUUCGAGUGAGCAAUACCCCUUCUCCUGUAUGUAUUGGUGGACCAAUCAUUGGAAUGUAUUAUGUAAAUAUCUUCUUGUUUAUUUUACCUGAGUUAUUCUUUGCUCAAACUUAAAUGGGUGAAGUGAGUUGUGAGGAGUAUUUGAACUGAUUUGAUCACAGGGUUGUCAUCUCUUUAAUUGUGUUGAGAGUGUUUGUGGAGUGUCCAAAUAGCGCGUAUUUUUGUAAUGUAAGACUCACAGCUUGUGCAUUCCUGUUCCUCUUUCUAUUCACUUCAAAAAUAUGUAGGUGUUUUUAAUUCAGAUUUUAGGCGGCUUGUCUCUGCCCUAAACUGCAGCUGCUAAGAACAAUUUGAUUAUUGGCCUCCCUUCUGUUUUGCCAUUGCAUAAGGAAAUGUCUCAUUUUAAUUCUACGGGAAAUGCUUUUUUAGGGUUUGACAGAAGGUUUAAUUUGCAAAGGCUUGGGCAGCACUUCUAUAGCAGCAACAUAAAGAAAGUACCCUACAAAUUUUCAUUUUCAAUUCCUUCAAAUGCUGAUGCCACUACUAUGCAUCAUAGCAACAAUGAAAAUCAUCUUCAUCGAGUUGACCUCACUGUAAUAGAUAUUACCUCAUUGCUUUGUAUUAUGGGAGUGACUGUGUGAUGAAUGGUGAUUACCGGUACGUUCUCUGGUGUGCUUAGUCCGAUUUUUUCUGCUCACUAGUUUUGCUGUGCUUGCACCCAGAGGUAUUGACAUCUUGACUGGCAGGCCCAGUCAAAAUGUCGCAUUCUAGAAAAAUUGUUUCUUGAAGAGUUCUUACAGUAAACUCUUUUUUAAUUAAAAAAUUAAUUGUGGCCCACAACAAUGUGGCCCUGAGAGUAACUGUGAUGUAACUCUGCAAUGACAAGAAAUAAAAGGAAGAAAUAUAUAUAAAUAAAUGUUAACAAGUUC